Myodes glareolus (Bank vole) is the source of this 1208-nucleotide messenger RNA. Lineage: Eukaryota; Metazoa; Chordata; Mammalia; Rodentia; Cricetidae. The record is from RefSeq and is a predicted model, not a curated record.
AGGGGGGCGACGGCGGGAGCGGUGCCCGCGGGCCUGGGGCUCACCGGCCGUCCUUCUUGGGCCCCCUCCCCAGUCUCCAGGUUCAUGGGGCCGUCGGCGGGCGUGAACGUAGCCGGCAUGGGUUCGCUGACCGGCAUCGCGGACGCCGCCAAGUCGCUCGCACCACUGCACGCGGCCGCGCCGCGAAGGAAGCGCCGAGUGCUCUUCUCGCAAGCGCAGGUCUACGAGCUGGAGCGGCGCUUCAAGCAGCAGAAGUACCUGUCGGCGCCCGAGCGCGAGCACCUGGCCAGCAUGAUCCACCUGACGCCCACGCAGGUCAAGAUCUGGUUCCAGAACCAUCGCUACAAGAUGAAGCGACAGGCCAAAGACAAGGCGGCGCAGCAGCUGCAACAGGAGGGCGGCCUGGGCCCCCCGCCGCCUCCGCCGCCACCGUCGCCGCGCCGCGUGGCCGUACCCGUACUAGUGAAGGACGGCAAGCCGUGCCAGAAUGGCGCGGGCACCCCGACGCCUGCCCAGGGAGGCCAGCAGCCGCAGGCCCCGACGCCCGGCCCGGAGCUGGAGGAGCUGUCGCCCAGUCCACCCGCGCUGCACGGUCCCGGGGGUGGCUUAGCGGCUCUGGACGCGGCUACGGGGGACUACGGCGGAGGCGUCCUCGGCGCCAACCUGCUCUAUGGCAGGACGUGGUGAUGAGCCCCGGGGGUCUGCCUGCGACUGGCAGGAUCUGCCAAGAAACUGCAAGAACGAAUAGGGGAAAAUGGACAGAAGCUGAGCCUUUAGUGCAUGGAGAUCAGGACGAAAGAGUCGCGGAGAGGGUUAGACUGCUUUGAACCUCUUGGCUGGGGGUGGGAGAAGGCUACAGCCCAGGACCGAAUAAUGUGACACCACACUUGGAGGUGGUGAUUUCCCUUCUUUCCGAAGUUCCUAAGUUAUGUGAAGAACUGACGGGAUCCACAUUCACCACGUUCCUAACCAAAGCUCUCAGAGUUUUAGGAGUUGGAAACUUUUGUUGGUGUUUGUAUCUCUAUAAAUCAACCAGCUUUCACGAUGAAUCCUUGAAGUGGAAUUUAUUUUGGGAGAUUAAUUUGCAAAGCCCCUCCCCUAAGUGCAAUUUCGUUAAUGCUUGAUUGAAAGUAAAUUGAAUUGUAGCCCAGAGUGGAUCAUAUACACAGCAACAUGAUUGCCGAGGAAUUACUGCCAUUUGGGUAAAA